AUGCAGCCGAAAACGUCAGAAACAAGUAAAGGUUUCUACCACUCGUUCGCGGAGUUGAUCGAGUCCCGCUCGGGGAUUGAGGACUUUCUCAACUUCCUGAGCAGCUCGGACUCUUCUUCAUCUUCCUCCUCUUCGUCCACAGAGUCUUCAGAAGGCUAUCAUCUGCUAAAACUCUGGCUGACGAUCCGUGGCUAUCGAGCAGAGUUUUCGAGGAAAGCCUCUCAAGAUGUCCCUCCCAAAUUCUUGAAAUGGAAUAUCAAGUGCUGCAACAAGAUCGCUCUCAGCUACGCAAAACAAAUCAACAAUUUCCCCAGUACUUCAAAUCAGCUUACUUCGCUAAGAAAGACAACUACCAGCACAAUCGAGAAAGUCGAAGAAAUGCGGGUGAAGGCAAAUCUCGUGAAAUCAACGAUGAUCACGCUUAUGGCCGAGAUUGAGAGUCAAUUGAAGCUGAAGCAUUUUCUGUCUUUUGUCAAGGCAAGAAAACCGGCUAACGAUCGAGUUCCGGAAAUUCUUUCUUUGAAUUCGAUGUUUCCAACUGAUUCCGACACCAAUUCGAGCUCCAAGAAACUGACUCCUCGACCAGUAAAAGAAGCAGAAAUUGCCACGAAACGCCCAGAUAUCUUCGCUGAACGGCUCAUCGAAAAACUCAACCGGCUCGUUUCCGAAUCGACUGAAGUUGUACCCACCGUCCUCAAGCCAAAAAGCUCGCCCAAGUGGAAACUUCCUGUUUCGAAAGAUUCUUACAACACAAAGGUUGGCGACUGGCUCGAGAGGAAUCAUACCAGCUCUCCCCAACUAGACAUCAAUACGAAACGAGUCUCCAUCAUCAAACCUGACGCCAAAGCAGCUGUGCUUCCUCCACCACCAAAGCAGCACACUCGACCCACUCGCCAUGUUGGUUCUUCCGUUCUGAGCUCCGAUUCCGGUCUUGAUUCGCUCAAGGUCGACCAUCGUGCAUGCGAAAAUUCCGACGAGAUCAACGCCAUCAAAAGGAGAUUGAUUUCCGACCUGGAAAGUCAGCAAGAAAAACCCCCAAAUCAGCCCCCAAAGCAGACGAAAGUCAUCUACCACUACAAAAACGAGACAUUUGUAAUCCGCAUCGAAGAAGCUACCCUGGCCCAUCUAAUGAAGAAAUUCCACGAUCAGAAAAUCGCCAAAGAAAGUAAAUUCUUCAUCAAGCAAAAUGACGGCGCCUGGGCGGAACAAUCGUAUCUUCACCAGAAACUCGCCACAGAAAACGACCUCGUUGAAGCAAGAGUUGUUUGA
Molecule: messenger RNA, 1269 nt
Organism: Oikopleura dioica
Lineage: Eukaryota; Metazoa; Chordata; Appendicularia; Copelata; Oikopleuridae
Source: the annotation of a GenBank genome assembly